CUAUGAGAGGGAGUGUGUGUGUGUGUAUGCCAAGCCGGAGCGCAGCUCUGCCGGAUCCCUAACUGAAACUCUACCUCUCUCGAAAAAACUCACCGGUCCCAGAACGCAUCCCAAAGGAGUACACCUUUACCCCCUCGACUGGUGAAACGGCCCCCCCACAUGGAGCCAUGUGAACCCCCAUCUCCUGCUCCGAUUGGGAUCUGAUUUCAGAUUGCCUUCUUGGGGAGAAGCUCCAAGCGCUGGAUCUUUUGAAGUAAGGAGAGACUCUGAAGAUCCAGGCUAUCCCAGAGGGAGGCACUUUGCUCUGGGCACUGUGGGCUACAAGCCCCCUUGGGCUGGAGGCCAGCGCUCCAGCACCAUGGAUUACCUUGUUGGGAUUUUUCUGCUGUUGUGUGGGGUGGCGUUACCUGGAAGAGUUGCACCCCAAGACACCAAAGAGAACGUGCCCAGACUCAAGCUUUCUUACAAUGAAAUGCUGGAAUCCAGUAAUCUAGUGACUUUCACUGGUUUGGCAAACAGUUCAGGUUACGACACGUUCCUGAUGGAUGAGGAGAGAGGGAGAUUACUGGUUGGAGCGGAGGAUCACGUCUUCUCUUUUGACCUGGUCAACAUCAAUAGAGAAGUCAAACAGAUCGCCUGGCCCGCCACACCUUCCAAACGCGAUGAAUGCAAGUGGGCUGGAAAAGACCUCAGGAAAGACUGCUCAAACUUUGUGCGUGUGCUGCAGUCAUAUAACCAAACGCAUAUUUAUAUAUGUGGCACCGGAGCCUUCCAUCCUAUCUGUUCUUUCCUGGAGAUGGGCAAGCGAGCAGAGGACAACAUCUUCAGGCUGGAUGCCAGCUACUUUGAAAAUGGACGUGGGAAAAGUCCCUAUGAUCCAAAGAUGCAGUCCUCAUCCCUCCUGCUUGAUGGAGAGCUGUACUCGGGAACAUCAGCAGACUUCAUGGGACGAGACUUUGCCAUUUUCCGAACACUUGGGUCACAUCAUCCAAUCAGGACGGAGCAGCAUGAUUCCAGAUGGCUGAAUGAACCCAGGUUUCUAGGAAUACACCUGAUCCCGGAGAGCGAUAAUCCUGAAGAUGACAAGAUCUUCCUGUUCUUCAAAGAAAACGCUAUGGAUGGCGAACACACAGGCAAAGCUACUAUCUCCAGGAUAGGACAACUGUGUAAGAAUGACAUGGGUGGACACCGGAGUCUCGUGAAUAAAUGGACCACCUUCUUGAAAGCCAAGCUGACCUGCUCUGUGCCUGGUCUGAAUGGCAUAGACACUCAUUUUGAUGAGCUGCAGGAUGUGUUUCUGAUGAGCGCUAAAGACCCAAAGAAUCCAGUCAUCUACGCUGUGUUUACUACAUCCAGUAAUAUCUUCCGUGGAUCAGCUAUAUGCAUGUAUAGUAUGGCAGACAUCCGAAGGGUCUUUCUGGGUCCAUAUGCCCACAGGGAUGGGCCAAACUACCAGUGGGUUCCCUUCCAGGGCAGAGUGCCAUAUCCCCGUCCUGGCACAUGUCCCAGCAAAACGUUUGGAGGCUUCGACUCCACCAAAGAUCUCCCUGAUGAUGUCAUCACAUUUGCCCGCCUGCAUCCAGCCAUGUAUAACCCUGUGCAGCCAAUGGGUGGGAAACCCAUUGUGGUGCGCACUAACGUGGAGUACCAAUUCACUCAGCUGGUGGUGGAUCGUGUGGAAGCUGAGGACGGCCAGUACGACGUCAUGUUCAUUGGCACAGAUUUAGGGACCGUUCUGAAGGUGGUGACUAUUCCCAGGGAGAGCUGGCAUGAUCUGGAGGAAGUGGUGCUGGAAGAGAUGACUGUGUUUAGGGAGCCAACACCUAUUACUGCCAUGGAGCUCUCCACUAAACAACAACAGCUGUACCUCGGAUCAGAUUUAGGGAUUUCCCAGAUGCCCCUGCACCGCUGUGAGGUCUACGGGAAGGCCUGUGCCGAGUGCUGCCUGGCAAGAGAUCCGUAUUGUGCCUGGGAUGGGACUGAAUGCUCUCGGUAUUUUCCAACUGCUAAAAGGAGAACGAGACGUCAGGACAUUAGGAAUGGAGAUCCUCUUUCACAGUGCUCUGAUCUGCACCACAAUGAUGAUCUGGAAGGCUACAGCAGUGUGGAGGAGAGAAGUGUGUAUGGCGUCGAGAACAGCAGCAUGUUUCUGGAGUGCAGCCCAAAGUCUCAAAGAGCUCUGAUCUACUGGCAGCUACAGAAACCCAAUGAUGAGCGCAAGCAUGAGAUUGUGAUCGAUGAAAGGUUGAGUCUUACAGGCCAGGGUUUGCUAAUCCGAAGUCUAACCCAGGCGGAUUCAGGAGUGUUUCUCUGCCAUGCCGUCGAGCACGGCUUCAUCCAGCCUCUCCGGCGCAUUAAUCUCCAGGUCAUCCCAUCUCAGCGCGUGGGGGAGCUUUUGCUUCGCGCCGGCACCAACGAUAAAGAUCCCGCCCCAAAACACAAACUCUGGUAUCGGGAUUUCAUGAGCCUCCUGGAGCACCCAGACCUCAACAGCGUGGACGAGUUCUGCGAGCGCAUUUGGAAGCGAGAGAAGAAGCCGAAGGGGAAAAAAGCCCCCAAGGUAAACCCCGGAGCCGGAGUAAGCAUAAAAAACGAGAAGACUCCUCAAACUACAGCUCAGAGCUUGCAAAACCCAACACAGAGAGCUCAAAACGCUCCCAAAGUGCCAAACAACCCGAGCGUUCAGAUUUUUCCCAAGUCCACCGGAUUGCAAAGAAGUCAAAGCCCUGGAGGUACGGUAAGCACUGAGAGCCAAAGCACCAAACCGGACACACAAAAGGCUUCGGAGAGCCAAAGAGCACAGCCGAACCAAGCGAAAAAAGGCCCCCAGACUCCUCAAAGAGGACCUCCUCAUACUGCUAAGUGGAAACAACUUCAGGAGAACAAGAGAGGACGCAACCGCAGGACCCACGAACAGCAAAGACCACCACGCAGCGUGUAAAACGAAUACACACUUGUAUUAAACAUCUGCAUCAGUCACUCAUACAACAGACAAACGUGCAGUGCGGCCAUUAUCGAUAGCACAAAACUCAACAGCAACAAAACAAAAUGGUGGAAUCCUACUCAUGUCUCCUGUUCACCAGGGAAAGCACAUUCACUUUGUUGUUGUGAUGUGACAGCAAAGACCUUUUACACUAUUAGUG
This is a messenger RNA of Danio rerio (zebrafish), 3143 nucleotides long. RefSeq names its product sema domain, immunoglobulin domain (Ig), short basic domain, secreted, (semaphorin) 3Aa (gene sema3aa). The record is from RefSeq and is marked provisional. Gene Ontology annotation, molecular function: semaphorin receptor binding. Gene Ontology annotation, cellular component: extracellular region. Lineage: Eukaryota; Metazoa; Chordata; Actinopteri; Cypriniformes; Danionidae. Gene Ontology annotation, biological process: axon guidance; tube development; circulatory system development.